CAUAGGGAGUGUCUUCGUAAACACAUAGAUAAUGCCGACACUGUAUGUGUUUGUAACGACAGUUAUUGUGAUGAUAUACCGGCAAUAGUCAGACCAAAUGCAGGCUAUGCUUCAGUUUACGAGAGCAACAAAUUGGGCGAUCGUUUCGCAGAAAAAUCGCUAAAAUUUAAUCCAUUUUAUGGAUAUAAAAAUUAUGAAAAGUCUUUAAAAAACGAGUUAACCAUAACUAUAGAUGAAAACAAUAAAUAUCAAAAAAUCAUUGGUUUUGGCGGUGCCUUUACUGACAGCACGGGGUCUAUGUUGAGUUCAGUAGAUCCGACUCUAUCCAGAGCUAUCAUCGAGAGUUACUACGGAAGUAAUGGUAUUGAAUAUACAUUUGGAAGGAUACCUAUUGGUGGGACUGACUAUUCUCUUAGACCAUACACUUUGGAUGACGUCUAUAAUGAUAAACAAUUGAAACACUUUUCUUUACAAAAAGAGGACUUUGAGUGGAAAAUACCUUAUGUAAAAUUGGCACAAAAGGUCAGUCCUCAUAACAUCAAAUUAUUUGCCAGUAAUUGGUGUCCACCCGUUUGGAUGAAGAAAACAGAAGAAUUUAUAUCAUUUACUGAACUUAAAGGUGAUGUCAGUGGAGAGUAUUUUCAAAUUUUGGCCGAUUAUCACAUCAAAUUUUUAAAUGCUUACAAAGAAAAUGGUAUAGAAUUUUGGGGAUUGACCUCUCAGAAUGAACCGGUAGAAGACCAUGAGCUCAAUAAUCUUAAGUUUACACCAAAUACGUUAAGAGAUUAUAUCAAAAACAAUUUGGGCCCAACACUGGCCAGAGCUGGAUAUGACAAAAACAAAUUAAAACUAUUAAUAUUAGACGACAACACACCCUUUCUCAUCAAUUGGAUUGAUAUCAUCUUAAAUGAUACAAAUGCGGCACAAUAUGUCUCAGGUAUUGCCAAUCAUUGGUAUUACAAUGAAAAAUAUGGGGCACAGUAUGUGGGAGGAGUUUUGCAAUACCUACACGAAAAGUAUGAAAAUUAUUUCUAUAUGAACACUGAGGCAUGUUUUUUGGAGGGAGCCGGCAAUGGCAACUGGACUUAUGCGGAACGGUAUGCAUUUGAUAUCAUUAACCAAUUAAAUAAUUGGGCCGUAGGUUGGGUUGAAUGGAAUAUGGUUUUGGAUCUAAAUGGCGGACCAUUUUGGUUUGAACGGUCAGGUUGUGGAGGAUUGGUAUAUGUGGAUAGUGUUGCUGGAGAAGCAUAUAAACAGCCAUCAUUUUAUGCACUUGGUCAUUUUAGCAAGUUCAUUUUACCAGAUUCUGUACGGGUUGAACAUCAAAUGGAUACCUGUGUCGACAACAUAUAUGUAGUAACCGCUAAACGACACGACGGAGCUGUCGUAGUGGUUGUUCUCAAUAGAGGUGAUACUGAAAUCACUUUAAAUAUAAAGCAAAGAAAACAGUGGUUAACCAACAAAAUAGCGGCUCAUUCUAUACAAUCAUAUAUUUGGUGGCUCUGA
Molecule: messenger RNA, 1506 nt
Organism: Oppia nitens
Lineage: Eukaryota; Metazoa; Arthropoda; Arachnida; Sarcoptiformes; Oppiidae
Product: putative glucosylceramidase 1
Exons: 4
Coding region: 298-1506 (402 amino acids)
Biological process (GO): glucosylceramide catabolic process
Molecular function (GO): glucosylceramidase activity
Source: RefSeq, a predicted model, not a curated record